UCCUAGAGAGGACCGGAAUUCAAGGGAGAAGGUUCUCCCCCAUCCCUUCCUGCAAGGAGGAGGAGGGCUGUUGUCUCAGCUCCUUCUGGGAUCCGGACAGGCAGAACUUGGCAGAAGACGUAGGGACUUCUUUCGAUUUCUUGGAGGUGUCCUGAGAACAGAGAUGGAUGAGCAAGACUCAGCUGGGCCUGAAGCAGGAGGAGGCCCUUCCAUCCAAACUCUUAGCCAUGGAGGAAUCUGGGGAAAAUCUGUCCAAAGGAUCCUGGGUGAGGAGGACACCCUCCGCUCAGAUGUGCAGAGCCAGCAGCUCAGGCGGCUUUGCAACCAGGAGGCCAAAGGACCCCGAGAGGUUUGCAACCGACUCUACCACCUUUGCCGUCAGUGGCUGAAACCAGAAACCCACACGAAAGCUGAGAUGCUGGACCUGGUGAUCUUGGAGCAGUUCCUGGCUGUCCUUCCACCAGAGAUGGAGAGCUGGGUGAGGGAAUGUGGAGCAGAGACCAGUUCCCAGGCGGUGGCCCUGGCUGAAGGUUUCCUCCUGAGUCAGGCAGAGGAGAGAAAGCAGGCAGAGCAGCAGGGGAAGGAUCAGUUUCCAGAAAUGGAUCUGGAUUCCUCUGAGGUAGAGAGAACUCCGUUGGACUCCAGAGAGAGGCCACUGGAAGACCGAACAAUGCCAGCAAGACCUGUUUGUCCAUCUAUUCUUGGUGGCGAAGGGGAAGCUGCCCCUGUGGAACCAGAGCAGGGUCCAGUGUGCUUUGAAGAUGUAGAUGUGCAUUUCACAGACGAGGAGUGGGCGUUGCUGGAUCCUGACCUGAGAGCUCUGCACAAGGAAGUCACGGAGGAGAAUCGUGGGUUCUUGGACUCUCUCGAGACGAGUGACAUUAGAGAUGGCACAGAUCCCAUGAGGCUCCAAUCCGUUUCUCUCUCAGUUGCAGGUCGCGAUGAAUUGGAGCUGACAAACAAGAGAGGCCACAACAAAAUCCGCAGAGUGGGGAAGUCAUAUCCAUCUUCAGAGUGCAGAGGGAGCUUCAGUCAGAGCUCCCAUUCCACUUCAAAUCAAAGAAAUCCCCUUGAGAAGAAACCCUAUCAGUGCUUGGAAUGUGGAAAGAGCUUUAGUCACAGAAACAAGUUCACUAUCCAUCAGAGAAUUCAUACAGGGGAGAAACCCUAUCAGUGCCAAGAGUGUGGAAGGAGCUUCAGUCAAUCGGGCGCUUUAACUUCCCAUUACAGAAUUCAUACAGGGGAGAAACCUUAUCAUUGCUUGGAAUGUGGAAAAAGCUUCAUUCAACAAGGCCAGCUUACUGUACAUCACAGAAUUCAUACAGGGGAGAAACCUUAUCAGUGCUUGGAAUGUAGAAAGAGGUUCAGAAUAUCAAGCCAGCUCACUGUCCAUCAGAGAAGUCAUACAGGGGAGAAACUUUUUCAGUGCUUGGAAUGUGGAAAGAGAUUCAGUCAGAGCAGCCGGCUCAUUGUCCAUCACAGAAUUCAUUCCGGGGGGGAACCAUAUCAGUGCUUGCAAUGUGGAAAGAGGUUUACUUGGAGAAUAAGUUUCACUUCCCAUCAAAGAAUUCUUACUGGAAAUAAAACCUAUCACUGCUUGGAAUGUGGAAAAAGCUUCAAUUACCAAGGCCAUCUUACUAUACAUCAAAGAAUUCAUAAAGGGGAGAAACCUUAUCAGUGCUUGGAAUGUGGAAAAAGCUUCAGUAAACAAGGCCAGCUACUGUACAUCAAAGAAUUCAUACAGGGGAGAAACCAAAUCAGUGCUUGGAAUGUGGAGAGAGCUUCACUUGGAAAAUAAAUUUCAUUUCCCAUCAAAUAAUUCAUACUGGAGAUAAACACUAUCACUGCUUGGAAUGUGGAAAAAGCUUCAGUCACCAAGGCCAGCUUAUUGUUGUUUAGUCGUGUCUGACUCUUCGUGACCCCCUGGACCAGAGCACGCCAAGCACUCCUGUCUUCCACUGCCUCCCGCAAUUUGGUCAAACUCAUGCUGGUAGCUUCGAGAACACUGCCCCACCAUCUCGUCCUCUGUCGUCCCCUUCUCCUUGAGCCCUCCAUCUUUCCCAACAUCAGGGUCUUUUCCAGGGAGUCUUCUCUUCUCAUGAGGUGGCCAGAUAUUGGAGCCUCAGCUUCAGGAUCUGUCCUUCCAGUGACCACUCAGGGCUGAUUUCCUUCAGAAUGGAGAGGUUUGAUCUUCUUGCAGUCCAUGGGACUCUCAAGAGUCUCCUCCAGCACUACAAUUCUAAAGCAUCAAUUCUUCGGCGAUCAGACUUCUUUACGGUCCAGCUCUCACUUCCCUACAUCACUACUGGGAAAACCAUAGCUUUAACUAUACAGACCUUUAUUGGCAAGGUGAUGUCUCUGCUUUUUAAGAUGCUGUCUAGGUUUGUCAUUGCUUUUCUGCCAAGAAGCAGGCAUCUUUUAAUUUCGUGACUGCUGUCACCAUCUGCAGUGAUCAUGGAGCCCAAGAAAGUAAACUCUCACUGCCUCCAUUUCUUCCCCUUCUACAGUAUUUGCCAGGAGGUGAUGGGACCAGUGGCCAUGAUCAUAGUUUUUUUGAUGUUGAGCCUCAGACCAUAUUUUGCGCUCUCCUCUUUCACCCUCAUUAAAAGGUUCUGUAACUCCUCCUCACUUUCUGCCAUCAAGGUUGUGUCAUCUGCAUAUCUGAGGUUGUUGAUAUUUCUUCUGGUAAUCUUAAUUCCGGCUUGGGAUUCAUCCAGCCCAGCCUUUCACAUGAUGAAUUCUGCAUAUAAAUUAAAUAAGCAGGGAGACAAUAUACAGCCUUGUCGUACUUCUUUCC
Podarcis raffonei (Aeolian wall lizard) is the source of this 2797-nucleotide messenger RNA. RefSeq names its product zinc finger protein 570 (gene ZNF570). Gene Ontology annotation, molecular function: DNA-binding transcription factor activity, RNA polymerase II-specific; RNA polymerase II cis-regulatory region sequence-specific DNA binding. The coding region runs from base 164 to 1798 and encodes 544 amino acids. NCBI's taxonomy places the organism in Eukaryota, Metazoa, Chordata, Lepidosauria, Squamata, Lacertidae. The transcript has 6 exons. The record is from RefSeq and is a predicted model, not a curated record. Gene Ontology annotation, biological process: regulation of DNA-templated transcription.